Molecule: messenger RNA, 1325 nt
Organism: Daucus carota subsp. sativus
Lineage: Eukaryota; Viridiplantae; Streptophyta; Magnoliopsida; Apiales; Apiaceae
Product: E3 ubiquitin-protein ligase RING1-like
Exons: 2
Coding region: 64-1050 (328 amino acids)
Biological process (GO): protein ubiquitination
Cellular component (GO): cytoplasm
Molecular function (GO): ubiquitin protein ligase activity
Source: RefSeq, a predicted model, not a curated record
CAUUUGGGGUUUUAGUUUCUCAGACACACAACUUCUGUCUUCUCUAUCUCUCGCUUGACAACUAUGGCCUCCGCCGAAGCAACUCAGCAAUUUUAUUUCUGCCACCAGUGCGACCUCAACGUGGCCAUCUAUCUCAGGCCCAACACUGAUCCUCUCUGCCCCAAUUGUCGUGAUGGGUUUCUUGAGGAAAUCGAUGACCCGAUGCGGAACCCUAAUCCUGACCCGGUUGACCCGUUGGCCCAUUUUCUCUCAACUUUUCCCAUCUUUUUUGGUGAUUCUCGACACCCUUUUGGAAAUCGUGAGACCCCAUCGAAUGCUAGGAGGGUUACCGGGGUUCGUUAUGGGCCGAGGGGGCCGAGCCGGGUCAACAUGGAGGGACCCGAGUUUGACCCGUUUGCGUUUUUUCAGGACUAUGUGGGGAAUUUGAGGGCUGGUGGGGCAAACAUUCAGUUUGUGUUUGAGAAUAAUCCUUCUGGUGGUGAGGGUUUGCCUGCAAAUUUGGGCGAUUAUUUUCUGGGACAAGGGCUGGAGCAGUUAAUUCAGCAGCUGGCUGAGAAUGACCCGAAUCGAUACGGGACCCCGCCUGCUUCCAGAACUGCUGUGGAGGGGCUUCCUGAUGUUGUGGUUGAUGACAAGUUGUUGGGCUCUGAUUUGGCACAGUGUGCUGUGUGUCAAGAUGAUUUCGAGAAGGAUAUGGUUGUUAAGCAGAUGCCGUGUAAGCACGUGUAUCAUUCUGAGUGUUUGUUGCCCUGGUUGGAAUUGCAUAAUUCUUGCCCUGUUUGUAGGUAUGAGUUGCCUACUGAUGAUCCUGAUUACGAGAAUCGUGUUAGAGGUACCGCUGCUUCCGGAGGUGAGAAUGAUUCAAGCGGUAAUGUGAGGGUUGGGUCUUCCGGGUCGGGGACUGACACCGGGGAUGAUGAGGAAGGUGGAAACCUUAGGAGUUUCGUGGAGAGGACUUUCAGUAUCAUGUUCAGGCCUCGCAGUUCCAGGACUGAUAACAGUGGUGGGGAUUCAGGUUCUGGAGGUCCUCGGAACAAUGACACAAAUUAGCUUGUGCACAUCAAACCCUGGUAUUGCUUGUGAGCUGGUGGGAGACAUUUCUUUUGAAGCAAAAACCCGGGAUUUCUUCAGUAAUAGUGUAGAUGAUUAUAUGGCUAUUAUUGCACAAAAGUAGACAGUGGUAUCAAACUUAGGUUUUCUGGGAGCAAGUGACAUUGCUUACAUACAUGUCAUCUUUUAUACCUCCUUUGGUGGUCAAUUCUACCAGAGUUUUACAGUGAAAUUUUUGGGGAUUUCAAAUUUUGUCCUGUUUUGGCCAAGUUUCA